Molecule: messenger RNA, 909 nt
Organism: Pollicipes pollicipes
Lineage: Eukaryota; Metazoa; Arthropoda; Thecostraca; Pollicipedomorpha; Pollicipedidae
Exons: 5
Coding region: 1-909 (302 amino acids)
Source: RefSeq, a predicted model, not a curated record
AUGACGUCUGUCUGGAGGAGCCCUGGCCGGAGCGAGGGUCGUCCGUCCAGAGCACGGCCGGCGCCGGCGGCUCGGCACGGGCCGGCAGCGCAGGCGCCCGUGCUCUGCGCCGUGCUGCUCUCCCUGCUGACAGGCGCCGGCUCGCUGCAGAUGCAGAACCACGUGAUCCCAUCACACCUGCUCCUGGGUCAGACGGCCGACCUCGUCUGCCGGUAUCGGCUCGAGAACGAGACUCUCUACUCGGUCAAGUGGUACAAGGACAACGAGGAGUUCUACAACUUUAUAGCCACGCCCAAGAUCGCCAAGCGGAUGUACCCGCUGCCCGGCAUCCGAGUCGAUAUGGCGGGCUCCAGCCGGCAGCGCGUCCGCCUGCUCCAGGUGGACUUCGCCACGUCGGGCAAGUACGGCUGCGAGGUCUCGGUGGACGCGCCGUCGUUCGACACGGUCAUCGUCACCGGCCACAUCCUCGUUGUUGCCGCUCCGGAGAGCCCGCCGCAGAUCGAGGGCGGCAAGGACCUGUACCGGCUGGGUGACGAGUUGUCCGUCAACUGCACGUCGCGGCGCUCCAAGCCGGCGGCGCUCCUCAACUGGCACAUCAACGGCCAGCAGGCGCCGUACCGCUCGAUGGUGCAGUACCCGGUGCGGACGGACGCGGACGGGCGGGAGACGCGCCGGCUGGGGCUGGUGCUGGCGAUGCAGCCGCAUCUGUUCGCCGACGGCCACCUGGUGCUGCGCUGCUCGGCUGCAAUCGCCGCCGUGUACCAGCAGCAGACGGAGCUCAGCGUACGCCAGCCGGCGAAGCGGCCGCCGUCGCCGGCCAAGACACUCGAGAUCAAGGAGCAGAACAGUAAGGACGCGGCCGCGCGCGGGGCGAGUGGAGGGGUAGGGCAGUCGAGACAUGCGCUGUGA